GCCGUUUUGCUCAGUCACCAUUCGCGCCUCAGUGCGUGAAUGUUUAAGAGAGGAGGUUAUUUUUGUCGGCACGAUCUCCAAAAUUGUUGCAAAAUAAUUUUUCGAAACAACCUUCAUGUCAGCGCUGUAUUUGUUAGCAUAGCGGCGACUAAAAAUAAAAGUGAAGAUUCCUACAAGUGUUAAUCGUACCGAGAAAUAAUAUUGGAGGAGAUAGUGCGCUUAACCUCUGGUACCAAGAUACGUCUUGCGAAUAAAUUAAUUGUAAAUUUAGCGUACCGUGAACAUGGCAUUCGCGUUAAAGGGGAUCGGUGGCAUAUUUCUGCGCUUCAGCGCAGUUCCGCGAGCCACUCGAGGAUCUAUAAAAAUAUCACGAGUAUGCGCCGUUAAUUUCUCUAUCAAAACAAAUAUUCCGGAAGUAGAAGAGGAGACUGAAAAGUUAAAAGCACCAGUGGGAAAUGGUAAAGUGUUUAAAAAUAUAGAGGCAGCUGUAUCCGAUGUGCACGAUGGAGCCAAACUCUUAGUUGGUGGUUUUGGUCUCUGUGGCAUUCCGGAGAAUUUAAUAGCAGCUUUGCUAAAGAAGGGCUCUAAGGAUCUAACAGUAGUCUCGAACAAUGCUGGAGUCGAAGACUUUGGGCUAGGUAUAUUGCUGAAGGAGCACAGAAUAAAGAGAAUGAUUGCCUCGUACGUGGGCGAAAAUCCUGAAUUCGAGAGGCAGUAUCUCAGCGGGCAACUGGAGGUCGAGUUAACGCCACAGGGCACUUUGGCGGAGCGCGUGAGGGCGGGUGGCGCGGGCAUUCCGGCCUUUUACACCCCCACGGCCUUCGGCACGAUCGUGCAAGAGGGUAAUGUCAUCGUAAAGUACGACAAGAACGGCAACGCCGAGAUAUCGGGCGAGCCGAGGAACGUGAACCAGUUUGACGGACGCAACUACGUGCUGGAAACCGCGAUUACCGGUGACUUUGCACUGAUAAAAGCGUGGAAGGCCGACACCGCCGGCAAUCUAGUCUUCAGGAAGUCUGCCAGGAACUUCAACCCCGUGAUGUGCAAGGCAGCGAAAGUGGCGAUCGUCGAGGUGGAGGAGAUCGUGGCGAUCGGGCAGCUGGACCCCGAUCAGAUUCACCUGCCCGGCGUUUUCGUCGACAGGAUCGUGAAAGGCCCGUCUUACGAGAAACGAAUCGAGAGACGCUCGACGAAGCAAACCGUCAAGCCGAAGAAAGUGACCCCGGCUAGUAAAGCGAGGGACAGAAUUAUCCGACGUGCCGCCCUCGAGUUUAAGGACGGAAUGUACGCGAAUUUGGGAAUUGGCAUACCCAUGCUUGCUAGCAAUUACAUCCCGAAGGGCGUGAAUGUGACGUUGCAAUCGGAGAAUGGUAUUCUUGGACUGGGUCCCGUCCCAGAGACCGAAUCUGACGUCGAUGCCGAUCUCAUCAAUGCCGGAAAGGAAACCGUCACGGUUCUACCCGGUGCUGCAUUCUUCAGCAGUGAUGACAGCUUUGGCAUGAUUAGAGGGGGACACAUUGAUUUAACCAUCCUCGGAGGCAUGCAAGUAUCGGAGAACGGAGAUUUGGCUAACUGGAUGAUACCAGGGACGAUGGUGAAAGGGAUGGGUGGUGCCAUGGACCUUGUCUCCGCGGCGAGAACGAAAGUAGUGGUAACGAUGGAGCACAAAGCCCGCGACGGGAGCCCGAAAAUUUUGAAGAAUUGCACUCUGCCUGUUACAGGCCAGCAAUGUGUAGAUGUAAUUAUCACAGAUCUGGGAGUAUUCGAAGUGGUAAAAGGAGAAGGAUUGAAGCUUGUCGAGAUCGCCGCUAAUGUCGACAUCAGCGAGGUCGUCAGUUCGACAGGCUGUGAGUUCAGCGUUGCAGAUGAUCUUAAAGAGAUGAGACAAGUCGAGGUUGACGAAUAAAUUUAAUAUAUUUUGCAAAUUGUACAAAGUACAUAAACAUGUAAAAUAAUUCAACUCUUUAUUAACUGUUUGAAAGUGAAUUUUAAUAUCUUCUGUAAACUAUACACAAGUUUCUUAACAUAAAAAUGCACCAUACGAUCUUGUACAGAAAAAAAAACGUUAAAGCUAUGCGAUUUUAAAUAUGUAAUAUAAAUGAGAGAACAGAGUUUUGUUAAUUACGAUGACGUAAUAAUGCUGCUAUAUUUUUUUCUAUUUUGUUUUCUAUAAAUAUCGAAAGUUUAUGUAAUAUAUCGUUACGCAUUCAAAUUAUUAAGUAAAAAUUGGUUACAUUAU
Molecule: messenger RNA, 2239 nt
Organism: Ooceraea biroi (clonal raider ant)
Lineage: Eukaryota; Metazoa; Arthropoda; Insecta; Hymenoptera; Formicidae
Gene: SCOT
Product: Succinyl-CoA:3-ketoacid CoA transferase
Biological process (GO): ketone body catabolic process
Cellular component (GO): mitochondrion
Molecular function (GO): succinyl-CoA:3-oxo-acid CoA-transferase activity
Source: RefSeq, a predicted model, not a curated record